Chondrus crispus (carragheen) is the source of this 186-nucleotide messenger RNA. RefSeq lists its product as hypothetical. The transcript has a single exon. The record is from RefSeq and is a predicted model, not a curated record. The coding region runs from base 1 to 186 and encodes 61 amino acids. NCBI's taxonomy places the organism in Eukaryota, Rhodophyta, Florideophyceae, Gigartinales, Gigartinaceae.
AUGAUUUUGGAUGAUGCUUGGCGUAAUGUGGACGAUCGUCCGUCUUUGUCAUAUACUCGCCGGAUUACCAACGGUAGCCGAUGCCUGGCGUUGAUAAGACCGUCUUCAUGCACUAGUACGGUAACGGCGGAAAAUACCGACGGCGGGGACGAGACCCGUCUCUCUUCUCAUAACCCGCACUGUUGA